Molecule: messenger RNA, 1074 nt
Organism: Letharia lupina
Lineage: Eukaryota; Fungi; Ascomycota; Lecanoromycetes; Lecanorales; Parmeliaceae
Exons: 2
Coding region: 1-1074 (357 amino acids)
Biological process (GO): transcription preinitiation complex assembly; transcription initiation at RNA polymerase II promoter
Cellular component (GO): transcription preinitiation complex; nucleus
Molecular function (GO): RNA polymerase II general transcription initiation factor activity; TBP-class protein binding
Source: RefSeq, a predicted model, not a curated record
AUGUCGCAGCAGUUCCUCAGCCAGGUUCUCAAAGUCGAGAACGAGACCGCAGACUCUCUAGUCGCUUCACUCCUACAAGUAGAAGUAGGAUCCGCGUGCAUCGCAAUUUGGCUGCGCACGAACAACACAUGCCCCGUGUGCCGCCGUGUCUUCUUUGCCGCCCAACCACCGCCCUACCUUGACUCGAUUCCAUUCGAGGACGAAGACUCAGAGAUAGAGGACGAGCCGGUCUCACUGGAGGACGGACCCUUGGAGUUGAUGUACGAGCCCGUUCCAGCAACAGUGCGUUGGGCCUACGUGACCACAGAUAUCGAUUACCUCUGCGAUGCAUUCUGCGAAGAGCUCGCUGUAUCCCAUAACACGUUCAAUGUCGCGCGGGAAAUGGCUCAACGUCUGGCGCUCAGUAUGGGCGAGCAUCACACGCCAGGUUACAUCGUGUCCGUCACUUUCUACAUGGUAACGCACAUCAUGAAUGAACGCAGAUCGCUCGAGGAGAUAUGGGGAAUCGCAAACGUCCAGACCGAAGAGAUCCACCAGGCCUACAGACGUAUUCAUCCCACUCGAGAGCAGCUGAUCCUACCGCAUAUGUUUGCGGCGCUCGGCGGUGAUAGUGUACAGAAUUUUCUCGAAUCAUUACCUUCUCCCAGUACUGAGAACGGAUUUACAGAUCAGGAAGAUGGUGGCACAGACCUUGAGCACUAUCUAGUUCCAGCUCAGCCGAAGCGACUGGAGGAGCUCUGCAAUCAAUAUAGCGACGAGCUGGCCUAUUUCGGAGGUAUUCGUGACAUCUGUCUACAGAUCGCUGGGAAAAUACGAGCUGGGCUGUAUCUGGCGGGUCUCUCUCCUCUGCCGGUCAUCGCAGUCAGUCUCUACAUGGCGUCUCAUCUCGCGAGUUUCGGCACACCGAUUAGGCAGAUAUCUGAGGUCGUCGGCAUCAGCGAGGGCACGAUUCGAAACGCUUAUCGAAGAGUCCAUCCAUGGCGAGGUGAGCUCAUCGACUCCGAUAUGCUCGACACGCACGAGGACGUUCGCAGACAUAGAGUUCUCCGGGCUAUAGCCUGGCCUGCUUUAUAG